UUUUAAAAUCUAGUUUACUGCGGAGGCUGUCCCAGAGCCCUGCAGUGGUGUUCAAAUCUUUUAUUCAUCUCUGAAUACUUCUGAGCUUCAGUUAGUACCCUCGCCCACUGCCCCCACUAGCCGCCGCCCCCCCAUUCGCCGGAACUUCCAAUUUCAGUCGCCGAAAAACAACAACAACUCCGUCUACAGCGUAGAAUGGUAGAAGGUGAACCUCCUUUAAAGCACAAGCAAGACUGUGAUGUAAAGGACGAGCGCGUACUCAACGGCCGUGGAUCUAAAGAUCUCGAGCUUGGCACCUUAGGCACCAAAGAACUGACCAAAGUCGCAUCGGAUGUUGGAAAGAGCAGCGACAAAGCGGACUUCGAACAAGCCAUAGAACUAACUAAAUAUGGAAAGUUUCACUAUAUUCUGUUAGCAAUAUGUGGCUUUGUGAGCACCUCGGAGGAGAUGGACGUCAUCUCGAUGUCCUUCAUCCUCCCCGCGGCCCAAUGCGACUUAAAUCUAAACACGCAGACCAAGGGGUGGCUGAACUCUAUCAUCUUCGUCGGGAUGAUGGCCGGAGCUUACACCUGGGGUUCCGUGGCAGAUUCUCUUGGGCGUAAGAAGGUGCUCAUCGUGAGUUCCUUCAUGAAUGCCAUAUGCAUUGUAGCCUCGAGCUUCAGUCAGUCAUAUGAGCUGUUCAUGUUAUUCCGAUUUCUAAAUGGGGCGGCAUUAGGGGGCAGUGGGCCAGUAAUCUGGUCCUAUUUCGCAGAAUUUCAACCCAAAUCCAAGAGGGGCUCUAUGCUUUCGUUCAUGGCAGCCUUUUGGACCUUGGGUAACCUUUUCGUAGCCGGUCUGGCUCAAGCAAUCAUACCAACGAAUAUAGGCUUCGAAACAAAUGGCUUCGUUUACAAUUCCUGGAGAAUUUUCUUGCUUGUCUGUGCUCUACCAUCGUUCAUCGUAGCUGGACUACUAUGUUAUUUGCCAGAGAGUCCGAAAUUCUUACUAUCACAGGGAAGAAGUGAAGAAGCCAUCGCAAUUUUCAGAUAUAUCUAUCGCGUCAACACCGGUAACGACUGCGAUGAUUAUCCUGUGAAACAUCUUAUCUAUGAAGAAGAAAUAUUGACUGUAGAAGAAAAAGAAAAAAUAGCUAAGAGAGGCAAGUACAAAAAUAUGAUAAUAGAUAUCUUGGAUAACAGCAAACAGUUGUUCGUCUCGCCUAUUUUGAAAUACACAAUCAUCUCUAUUACCAUCAACUUCACAUUCCAUAUUGGCUACUACGGUUUGAUGAUGUGGUUCCCGGAGCUUUUCAAUAGGUUCGACAAAUAUGGGGCAGCUUAUCCUGGUGAAAGUGCGGGGGUAUGUCAAGUCACAGACUUUGUCGUCAGUCAAGGAAGCCAAGGUGGAGAAAAAUGCAUUAGAGAAAUUUCAUUUAAUGUAUUCAUGGAGUCUUUGAUUACUGUUGCUGCAGCACUUCCAAGUAACAUCGUCGCAGUUCUUUUAAUGGACAGACUUGGUAGAAAGUUUUUUUUAGUAUUCAGUACAGUAUCAGCUGGGUUAUGUUCAGCAUCUAUGUAUUUUGUGUAUAACAAGACGCACAACUUGAUAGUAUCAGCCACUUUCAGUGGCGUAAUUUCGUGUGGUAAUGCAGCAUUGGACUGUCUUAUUACUGAAAUAUUCCCAACUAAUCUCAGGGCUACAGGUAUAGCUAUUUCUAUGGUGGCUGCUCGUUUGGGUGGCAUCAUUGGCAAUAUAGUUAUCGCAACCCUCCUCGAUAUGUACUGUCCAGCGCCUACAUUUAUAGUAGCAGCGCUUCUCAUAGGCGGAGGUCUGCUUUGCCUGUUUUUACCAAAUACUACUCGCGAACCAUUAUCUUAAUCUUUAAAUAUAUUAAUAUAUACAUUAUAUAAUCAUUAAGAACUUGUUCACGUUGCUGUUUUGUUUUUUAUUACUUUAUGAUUUUUAUCAAUUUAAUUCAUAUGCUAAUGCGCUAUAUUUUAUUUUUUAACCAAAUACUCUUUUGAGCAAUUUUCCAAAUUCUACUAAUACAUAUCAAUAGAAGAUAAAAUAUUGCGCAGUUGGCAGCCAUUUGUAGAUAUUGAAUGUAUGUUCAUGAAAUAGUAUUAGUAAUGUAGGAAAAUAUGUAAUAGAAUUUAGUUACCACACACUUCCAUCACUUAUGUAAUAUAUUAAUUAUUAAUAUUAAUAAUAAAACAUUGAUUUGUGCAUUAUACGCUCAA
Anoplophora glabripennis (Asian longhorned beetle) is the source of this 2219-nucleotide messenger RNA. RefSeq names its product synaptic vesicle glycoprotein 2B. Gene Ontology annotation, molecular function: transmembrane transporter activity. Gene Ontology annotation, biological process: transmembrane transport. NCBI's taxonomy places the organism in Eukaryota, Metazoa, Arthropoda, Insecta, Coleoptera, Cerambycidae. Gene Ontology annotation, cellular component: membrane. The coding region runs from base 196 to 1857 and encodes 553 amino acids. The record is from RefSeq and is a predicted model, not a curated record. The transcript is spliced from 6 exons.